GUCACACUCGUUUUAACAGCUGACUGUAUCAAUAAAUAGCCAUUUUAUAAGUUUUGGUUUGUUUUCCAUCGAUUUCCGGAAUUCGACGUGCAUCAUACGGAAAAUGAACAAGCGACGCCACAAGGAGCGUGAACUGGAACAGCAACGCAACGGUCAGGAGGGAGACACUAAAAUGAACGACCGCAACUUAUCCAAAACGAAGAAGAUUAAGCAAAGGGCGACCCGCGAUUCCUCUAGCUUAUCAGAUUCCUCCAAUGAAAGCAACAAAUCCAAUCACAGCUCCCUGUCGCCUAACAGAAAGCAGCCGGCGAUCGGUAAGCGACAAAGGGACUCUUCUGAUUCGCAGGAGAAACGCCCCAAGCAGUUAACAAAGCCGUCGGAGGACGUACAUGAACAGCGCUCUAAGUGGGACAGUCCGGAACGCAGCAGCUCCCAUCGCAACAGUACAAGGCAGCGCCGGAACAGCCGGAGUCGCUCAAGGGAACGUAGCGAGAGAGAACGGGAUAGGGAUCGUGAGCGAAACCGCGAGCAGGACUGUAACAUGCAAUCUAGCAAAGAGCGCUGUCACCGUUCGUCUGCUCAGCGGCAUCGUUCAAGGAGCAGCGAACGCAAAAAUAGGGAGCGCGAUCACCAGCGGAGGUCUACAGAAAGGCGCCCGGUUCGCCGUAGUCAAAGUCCACGAGAUCGGUACCACCACGGCGGGCGGGAUCUUGACCAGAGACGCCAACGAAAUCAGCGUCGCGACAAUAGCAACAAGAAUGAGGAUGAUCACUACGUCUGGGGAAAGGAAGUCGACGAUAAAGUUCCAGGCGAGAACGACGUGCCGGUGGACAAGGAAAAGCCCAACUUCGGAUUAAGUGGCGCGUUAACAGAAGACACUAAUAAGUUAAACGGUGUGGUGGUUAAAUACUCAGAGCCUCCGGAGGCACGUAAGCCCAAACGACGCUGGAGAUUGUACCCGUUCAAGGGCGAAACAGCAUUGCCGACGCUGCACAUUCAUCGACAGAGUUGCUUUCUGGUUGGACGCGAUCGAAAAGUGGUCGAUCUGGCAGUGGAUCAUCCUAGUUGCUCCAAACAACACGCCGCCCUGCAAUAUCGACUGGUGCCCUUCGAGCGGGAAGAUGGUAGUCACGGAAAACGCGUGCGAUUGUACCUUAUCGAUCUGGAUUCGGCAAACGGAACGUUUCUCAACAACAAGAAGAUCGAUGCCAGGAAGUACUACGAGCUAAUAGAAAAAGACGUCAUCAAGUUCGGAUUUAGUUCGCGCGAGUAUGUUCUGCUCCACGAAAACAGUAAAGAGGACGAGGAGGACGAUGAUGUGCAUAUCAAGGAUGAGCCGCAGGAUGCACCUGUGGAAGUGGCGAAUCCCUAGAUGACAUACGUGUCAUAAUGGUUUAAUAUGUUUAUUCCGAACCCAAGUUUAUGUAUCGCGUUUUGUACCCCCAAACCUUCGGCGAAAGAUAUGUAAAAAAUCUGCUAUGCUAUGAGUGUUCACUCCCAACACAAUAAUAAAUUCUCACACACA
This is a messenger RNA of Drosophila mauritiana, 1525 nucleotides long. Its product is annotated as FHA domain-containing protein DDL. Gene Ontology annotation, biological process: miRNA processing. Gene Ontology annotation, molecular function: mRNA binding; protein binding. The transcript is spliced from 2 exons. The record is from RefSeq and is a predicted model, not a curated record. The coding region runs from base 104 to 1372 and encodes 422 amino acids. Gene Ontology annotation, cellular component: nucleus. NCBI's taxonomy places the organism in Eukaryota, Metazoa, Arthropoda, Insecta, Diptera, Drosophilidae.